This is a messenger RNA of Amaranthus tricolor (Joseph's coat), 2281 nucleotides long. RefSeq names its product BTB/POZ domain-containing protein At1g63850. The coding region runs from base 297 to 1988 and encodes 563 amino acids. Lineage: Eukaryota; Viridiplantae; Streptophyta; Magnoliopsida; Caryophyllales; Amaranthaceae. The record is from RefSeq and is a predicted model, not a curated record. The transcript is spliced from 2 exons. Gene Ontology annotation, molecular function: protein binding.
AAACAAAUUGAACAACCCAUCAAAAUUCCAAAACAGAAGUCGUUUUACUUCAAAUCCCAUACAAAAAUUUCUAUCUCAUUCAUAAAUGCUCUCUUCCCCAUUUCACCCACUGUCUUCCGGUUUUUCCCUGAAAUUUAUCUUCUCCCAAAACAAUUGUCCUAACCAUUCAUUUCUUUUCCUAAUCCUCUCUCUAAUUCCAAUGCUUAUAAAAAUUUAAAUAAAAUAAAAAUAAAAUAAAAUUUUUCAAAAAUGACAAUUUAGUUUAGAUUAUAUAUAUACACAUAACAAAUAUUCUGAUGGCAGCUACAACCACUGCCACCACCACUACAGCAAAACAAAAACGCCGUCGUUUCCGUGAGAUUGCAUUUUCAUCCUCUACCUCUGCUGAACUCGCUUUUAACUCACUCAGUCCAACUCAGUAUCAUCUCCUUCAUCUCUCUCCUCAAAUGGCGGACUAUGACUCACACUCACCACAAACCACUUCUUAUCCAUCAAGUUUCAGCAAAUUUAACUCAGCUCUUACAGCGGGUUUACUCAACCCGAUGUCUCCACCUCCUCAAACCCGAUCCAGCCCAACUCUCUUUGAAAUGAUGGCCAGUGAGCCCGAUAUUCAGCCCAUUUCCAGAUCCAACAAUACUGCACCACAAAGCGGCGCCGUAAAGUCUCCUCAUCCUCCACUGUUGGAUAAGCAGGGAUUGUUGUUAUUAAGGGUUAAUGAUAUCUUAGCAAAUACAAGUCCUGGAAACCAGUUUAAUGAUCCGGGUUCGAGUGAUAUUCGGUUAACGUUGAGUUCUAAAGAUGGGUUUUCUGUUGAUUUGUGUGUUCAUAGACAGAUUCUUGUUGGGCAUAGUAGGUUUUUUGCUGGUAAGUUUGGGGGUAAGAAUAUUAAUAAUAAUCAUAGAGGCGAAACGACGCCGUUUGCGGUUGAGAUUGCUGAUUGUGAAGAUGUUGAGGUUUAUGUUGAAACUUUAAGGUUGAUGUAUUGUAAAGAUUUGAGAAGAAAACUCAUGCGUGAAGAUGUUCCUAAAGUUCUUGGCAUUUUAAAGGUUUCAGCUGCAAUUGGUUUUGAUGCUGGCGUAUUAUCUUGUUUGGAGUAUCUGGAAGCUGCACCAUGGGCAGAGGAUGAAGAAGAGAAAGUGGCCUCAGUGCUUUCUGAGUUGCGUCUUGAAGGAAUAGGUGCUAGCGAAGUUCUUAAAAGAGUUUCUCUUGAUGCCACAGCUCCCGUAGAAGAUAACAACAAUGAGAAUGAAGAAGUGCUUUUGAAGCUUUUAAACGUAGUUCUCGAAGGAAAAGAUGAAAAGGCAAGGCGAGAGAUGAAGGGACUAGUCUCCAAAAUGCUUCGGGAGAAUGCAAAUCAAAACGAUCUGAGGAAGGAAUCAUUGUACUCUGCUUGUGAUGGGUGCUUGCAACAACUCCAUCAUCAUUUCCUUCGAGCUGCAGCAUCGGACUUGCAGGAUGUGAGUCAGAUAGCUAGGCAGGCUGAUAAUUUGCACUGGAUCUUAGAUAUUCUAAUUGAUAGGCAGAUUGCUGAGGAUUUCCUAAAGUCAUGGGCAACACAAUCAGAAAUGUCGAAAGCACAUUCGAAGGUUCCCCCGGUUCACAGGUUUGAAAUUAGUCGGGUAACAGCCAGGUUAUUUGUUGGCAUUGGAAAAGGACAACUAUUAGCAUCCAAAGAGGUGAGGUGCCUGCUCUUACAGACAUGGUUGGUGCCAUUCUAUGAUGAUUUUGGGUGGAUGAGGAGGGCGUCAAAGGGGCUUGAUCGACAUUUGAUUGAAGACAGCCUUAGCAAUACCAUUCUUACAUUACCUCUUUCAUGGCAACAAGAAUUCCUCCUUGCUUGGUUUGAUAGGUUUUUAAACUCUGGAGAGGAUUGCCCUAACAUACAGCGCGGUUUUGAAGUUUGGUGGAGACGGGCAUUCUGGAAACGAAAUAGUAAUCAGCCUGAACGUCGUCACAUCAAGAUUGCAAAUGGAAGUUCUGAAAAAUAAAAACAAACACGAUUUAAAAAGGCGGAAGUAACUACAGAUUCCUUGCUCAUUGCUUGUUAUACAUGAGAUCGAGGUGCAAUCUUAACGAUCUCUUCGGAUCUUGUACCGAUCAAGUAUUGACCCUCUUUUCUUUGGUUUUUCAAGUUUUGGUUUUUUCAGCUUCAUUGCUGAAACUUUAUGCUAAUCAGUAAUCAAAAACAUCUUGUUAAUAGACAAUAGUAGUUGGUAAUCAAUACUUUUUUACUUUUGUUCUUUGAUUUUGCUAUAAUUACAUCUGAAAAGCUCGAUUUUGG